CUGAUGCCUGGGUGCUGGGAUGUUUCUGCUCUCCUGCUCCUCUCCUCCAAUUAAGCUUGUAAAAUUAAUGCUCCAGCUAUGUAUCUUGAUCACGGUAUGUUCCUGACUCCAGCUUCAGGCUGUUGUCCUUGCAGUUACAGUCCCUGCAGGACAAUGGUCAAAUUUGGUUAUAGAUCGUGCAAUUACACGCUGCUUAAAUGUGAUUUAAGAGCAUUUGUUCUUAGUCACUUCAGCAAGUGUAUGCAGGUGCUAGGAAGAUAUGUGCCCUGGCCUUGGUGUCCAGGCUAUAAUCAGCAAAGAGAUGGGCCCUCCUGGGGCACCAUCCUCUUCACCCUCCCGUAGGCACCCAAAACUCAGCAGAAAGCCACCACUGGCUCCUGAACCAGCUGCUGGGACAGGGCCGAUCUCAUCAGCCCGAAGGGUUGUUGAGUAACUUCCCUCCUGAGAGGAAGCCUUAGCACGGCGUGAAGAGCUGCGAGCCUUCCCCACAUCACCCGUGUCCUGGAGAUGUGAUGGGUGACACAGCCUGGAAAUCCAAAUCCUGCCCUUGCCCAUGCCGAGCCAGUUCAACUGACUCCAGAACUGCAGCCAAAACCUGGCCGGGGACACCUCGCAGAGCUCUCCCUCACCUCAGGCUCUUGCCCCGCCACAUCCUACCCUUAUUUCGCAGCGCCUAAUUACUUUCUCGUGUGGGAGGACUUGGAGAACGUGCUGGAGUUGUUCAUCCAGCCUCUGCAAUUUCCUUUGGUAUUUAUAAACACGAGGAUGUGAUUUGUGAUGCAAGGCCCUCCUGAUGCAAGGCGGUGUGGUAGCUCUUCCGCGGGUGAGUAACGCUCGCUUCCACACAAGUGCGAGUGGUAGGGAAGGAGCAGAGAGCCCGAGAGGAGGGAAGGAGUGAGACCUCCUCGAGCGAUAGAUGUGUACAGAGAGUGAGGAGAGAGGUCUUGCUGGAGGAGACGAGACCAUCCCAAGGUAACAUCAGCGUGCCCCGAUAACAGCUGGAAGCACUCAGAUAAUUCCUUAUUCCUUCUGUGCUUGCUGCUCUUCAAGUUUCUCCUUGCCCUCCUUGCUACUACUCGGUGCCUGGUGGUGUUGGCAGGGUGGUAUCCCCUCGGUGUCUGAGCUCUUCCUUCUGGAGAUGAAAUGCCUUUCCCUGAUGAACUGUCACUGCUCACGUGCAACACGGAGGUUGUGGGGAAGCUGCACGAGGCUCCUUUGGGGAGCGGUGCUGGUGCUGGCCCUGCCUUCUGCUGCGGGGCCCAGCAGAGCCGCAGCUGGCUGGAGCUGCUGAAGGCACCGGCUGGAUUCCUGCCCUGGCCCUGUGAGUGAGCCCGAUGACAUCGAGUUUCCUCGGCAGUGCCCUCCGGGGCACCUUCUUCCUCGUUUUUGGCCUCUGGUGGUCUGUGCGAUACCCCCUGAAGUAUCUCAGACGGAAAGUGAAUGCCGAGAACCAGCCAAGCUAUGGAGCCCAGCGCGCAGAAGUCUUCGAAGGGGCGGUCAAGGCUUUCUUUGCUCUGGCAGGGAUACUGGUGGAGCAGUUUGUUCCCUCUGGUCCCCACAUGAUGCUGUACAGCCCCAAGACACACAGCUGGACAGACCUCACCCACUGGCACUACACCACCAUGUACCUCUUCUUCCUCCUCUCUGGCAUCGUGGACAUCGUCUCGCACUCACCGCUGAAGCUGCCGCUUGGCUUAGAUCGGCUCUCGCUCUCUGUGGCUCUGUUCAUGGAAGGUUUGCUCUUCUGUUUCCAUGACUACAGCGAUGCUGCGCUGGACCAGCACCUCCACUCCCUGCUGGCCACGGCUAUCUUUGCUGGAGCCCUCUGUGCCCUCCUGGAGGUGUUCCUCCGAGACCACAUCAUCCUGGAGGCCCUCAGGACCAGCAUCUUCCUUCUGCAGGGCUCCUGGCUCUGGCAGAUCGGGUUUGUGCUGACCCCUCCGUGGGGAGGACCAGGCUGGGAUCAGACCGACCGCAGCAACAUCACGUUCCUCACCAUGUGCUUCUGCUGGCACUACGCGGGUGCCCUCGCCGUCCUGGCAGCCAAUGCGGCCGCAUCUCGCUGCUGCAACGAGUCCUGCCAGCUGAAAUUUGGGGACAUCGAUGUGGAGCUGGACUGCGGCAUGUGCAUCCGCAAAAGCAAGGGCUCCAGCGGCGCCCUGCUGCCGGAGAGCGGCUUGGAUGAGAAGUGAGGCUGCGUUGGGUGUUUUCCUUGUGGAAACUCCUUCCUGCUGGUCUAGAGCUACUGAAAUGAGAAUUUGAGUUUUGCCUUGUUGACCUGCACCGACGCUUGAUGGGGGAGCACCAGAAGCAGGAGGCAGGGCCCCUAAGGCAGAGCGCGGCAGCAGGCACUGAGCUGCUCCUGCACGCUGCCGGCAUCCCGCUGGCAGCAGCACACCCAAACCAGGCUCCUCGGGGAGGGUGUUCCUUAUUUUCUCAGGCUGCGAUCUGCAGGGCUGGUUUGCUGGUGGAGUCUGCCUGGUGUGGCUGAUCUGGAUCUUAUUGAACCCGGCCCUCACUGCUGGAGGCAAACUGCCCUGUGAGCCCGCUCCGGCAUCUGUCGCUUGCUCUGGUGUUAAUGGAGGGUUUUUUUUUGUACAAAGCUUAACGUGCACAGCGUAUACGUGAUCACCAAUAAAGUACUUUAACGAACCA
Oxyura jamaicensis (ruddy duck) is the source of this 2655-nucleotide messenger RNA. RefSeq names its product transmembrane protein 45B-like. The record is from RefSeq and is a predicted model, not a curated record. NCBI's taxonomy places the organism in Eukaryota, Metazoa, Chordata, Aves, Anseriformes, Anatidae. Bases 1335 to 2192 code for a protein of 285 amino acids. The transcript has 6 exons.